AUGAAGGACAAGGUGAAAUCUGAUAAGAAGCCUUCGACUGGAAACGUCCAACAAUCCACUACCUCUUGUUGCUCAUUCGGUAAAAAAUAUAAGUCAAAGAAAUCAGAUGAAGACGUUCAGAGGAAGCUGCAAAGCAGGAAGCUGGAAGCAAAAGAUAAAUCAAAGGCGGCCGAUGAUUCAAAAAAGAAAUCUUUGAAGGAUAAGGCCAACGGAAAAGUAGAUAAGAAACCUUCCAGUAGAAAAGUCCAGAGGAAACAAUCCCCUACAUCCUGUUGCUCGUUUGGAACAAAGAAUAAAACAAAGAAGACUGAUGGGUCCGAACAGAAGCCCAUGAAGGACAAGGCAAAAUCUGAUAAGAAGGCUUCGACUGGAAACGUCCAGAACAAACAAUCCACUACCUCUUGUUGCUCAUUUGGUAAAAAGGACAAGCCAAUGGAGACUGAUGAUUCUAAAAAGAAGCCCUCGCGUUGCUCAUUUAGUAAAAAAGAUAAGACCAAGCAGGACGAUGAUUCGAAAAAGAAACCCUCGAAGAAGAAAGAAUUUACUACAUCUUGUUGCUCGUUCGCAGCAAAAGAUAAACCAAAUGAAUCAAAGGAUUCUAAAAAGAAAAAUGACAAGGACAGUAAAACCAAAAGCCAGGAAAUGGUUCCAAAGAAAUCUCCCGCAGCCUCGUGUUGUUCCAAAGGCAAUAAGGAUAAGUCCAAAAAGCGCCCGCUAGAUGAAAAUAAAGAAAAGCCUCAGAAGAAAUCAUCUACAUCGUCGGGUUGCUCAUUUAGGAAAAAUGAUAAGAAAAAUGAAGCCGAUGGCUAUAAAAAGAAGCCAUUGUGUAGCUGGUUCUGUAAAAAGGAUAAGUCUAAGAAAAAAGACGGUUCUUCAACUUCUUCGUGUUGUCCUGUGGGGAGCAUAGAUAAGUCUAAAAAGACUCCUCCAAAGGUUAAGAGCCAAGAAAAAGUGCAAAAGAAACCAACCACCAUAUCUUGUUGCUCAGUCGGUAGAAAGGAAGAACAUAAAAAGAUAGACGAUUUCAAAGAAACCCCACUCAAAGCUCAAAAGCAAGAAAAAGUUCAAAAGAAAUCAUCUACUGCAUCAUGUUGCCCCAAGAAUAAAAAGCCAAAGAAACCGGCUGAUUCGAAUAGGAAACCGCCAAAAGCUGACAGUCGGGAAAAAGUGCAGAAGAAGUCGUCCUCUACGUCGUGCUGUCUAAAGUCCAAAACACCAUCGAAGUCUGCCGAUCCACAUAGGAAAUCAUCUCAAACAACUUGCUGGGGAAGUGGUAGCAGGGAUAAACCGAAAAAAUUGGAAGACUCUAAGAGAAAACCAACAAAGUCCCAAAACAAAGCAAAAGUCCAGCCGACGUCAUCCCAAACAACCCGUUCGUGUUGCAGGGGCAGAGAAAAGGAAGAACGCGACGUUAAAAGCAAAAACAAGAAGUCAGUCAGCAAAACAUCACAAAAGUCAUUUUGUUCAUGCUGCGUAUCACCCGACGAAAGAACGCAAACGCCUGCAAGAACUAACGACAGGACGAAGGAGAAGCAAACAAAGCCGCUACCCAAAAACAACCAAUCACAGUCAUCCUUCUGGUCAUGCUGUACAAGCGUUAGUACGCGGAAAAAAUCUAAAGACCGGCAAAGUGAAGACCCGAUACAAAGACAGAAGGGUAACAGAAAGAAAACAGCACAUCAAGUAGAGAUGCCACCAAACUUCUCAUACUGCGAAGCGCUCUAUAAUGAAUUAGAAAACCUAGUCAUGCAAAAUCAGUGUCCAAAACAAAUUUCACAAGCACAAAAGAGGAAGGAACCCGCAAAAGAGGACACGAAAUCCAAAGGCAGUUCUUCUUGCUUUCAACGCAGCAGUUCGAAAAGCGGACAGAACCCAUCCAAGUCAAGUCUAAAAUCUCAAAGUGAAACUACCAGCAAAACGAUGAGAUCUCAAUCAGGAGGAAGAGCUAGCAAAAAAAAAGACAAGGGCAGCAGCGAAGCGAAAGCGCAGGAAGCCUCAAGUUCUACCUCUAAGGACGAUACACAGCGCCGCGGCAAAUCGAAAACACGAAGUUACCGCCACCAAGCUUCCAAUCAGCCACCAACACCGCCAACAUGUCACUCGAGCAGUGAGACAGAUAUCGAAAAGUCCUUUGUAGCUGAGUACAUCCUGGGCAAACCGCACCAACGCGCAAUGUCCUAUGCACAGGCCAGAAACGUGAAACAUUAUAUUAUAUUAUCUUGGGCAGCAGCGCAAAAACAAAGUGUGCUGGGAAUCCUAACAGACCGCCAAAUUUAA
This is a messenger RNA of Rhagoletis pomonella (apple maggot), 2277 nucleotides long. RefSeq names its product muscle M-line assembly protein unc-89-like. Lineage: Eukaryota; Metazoa; Arthropoda; Insecta; Diptera; Tephritidae. The coding region runs from base 1 to 2277 and encodes 758 amino acids. The transcript has a single exon. The record is from RefSeq and is a predicted model, not a curated record.